AUGAAGUCCGCCUCGUCCGACGAUUCGUACGUCAGCCCUUACCUCGACGAGCUGGAAAGUCCCUUUAAGGACACAGUCGGCCCGCUAGAGCUCCGGCGACAGCAGUCGGAUCUCACGCAAAGUGCACCGCUCAACAUGGACCUCGACCUUGAUUUCGACAUGGACCUGAAUCAAAAGGGGUACAGUACGCCCCGGGAUGACCAGUGGCCGACAUUCGCAGCCCCAGAAGCUAUGGGUUUGUCAGCGUCGCUGGGGUCAGCUUCAGCAGAAACAGACACGCCCAUCACGCCCAUCACGCCCAUCACGCCCAUCACGCCCAUCACACCAACGUCGACCUUGACAUCUACUUCCCCGUCGGCAUCAGCAUCCACACCCACCUUCGUCUGCGGUUAUCCUCUGCCUAGACGUCGAUGUCAGCCUCGACCUCAACAUCAACCUCAACCUCCACGAACGCGCCCCACACGGAGAACAUCGAGCUUUGCCACACCACAACGAAAAUCCAAUACCGCCACCACCACUGGUCCGCCCACUCGCUCGCACGCGCGCACCAAGAAACGGAACCCCCCACCCAGCUCCUCCUCCACCCCCAGCGAAGACGACUCCGCUUCCAUCUCCGCCUCAGCCAUUCAGAAAGCCAAACACGCCCACUCGAUCAUCGAACGCCGCUACCGCGACAACCUCAACGGCAAGAUGAUGCAACUCCACCGCGUCCUCCUGGCCGCCGAGACCGCCGGGACCGCCGAUACUGCGAUCCCCGACGAUGUAGCGACAUCAUCACCUUCUGUGUCUCUGCUGGACGAGAUGAAAGCCCAAACCCAAGCCCAAGCACAAAUUGUAGGGCGGGUUCGCAAAUCCGACAUCAUGACCCGCGCAAUCAAAUACAUCCACAGAUCGGAAGCACAGAUGCAACACAUGAGUGCGGAGGUCGCUCGGUUGCAGGACCAAAUCAGGGUCUAUCAGAAAUUGGUCAAGUGCGACAGCGAGAGCGACGGGUGUGACGGUGGCGUUUGGGAUGGUACUGGGUUGGGUGCAGCGCGAAUGACGAGACUGGGCGGUUGA
This is a messenger RNA of Cladophialophora yegresii CBS 114405, 1059 nucleotides long. RefSeq lists its product as uncharacterized. The coding region runs from base 1 to 1059 and encodes 352 amino acids. Lineage: Eukaryota; Fungi; Ascomycota; Eurotiomycetes; Chaetothyriales; Herpotrichiellaceae. The record is from RefSeq and is a predicted model, not a curated record. The transcript has a single exon. Gene Ontology annotation, molecular function: protein dimerization activity.